CUGGGCGACUCUAGAUAUAAAACCUGUUCGGUGGCAAAGGUCAAGCUGAAACGAAAGUGUGAAUUGUGUUCAAAGAAACCAACUACGAUUGCAUAUUCAAAAAAAAAAAAAAAAACCGCUUUUAGCAAGAAAAUAAGUUGUCAUUUGAGUGCAAAUUUACUCUUCUGACGCGGGGGCAUUUGUGCGUGCACGCGUUCCAUUGUUAAUCUAAUCAUUGGCAGUGGCCAGUGCGAUAAUCUUGUUAAGCCUUAAUCGGAACACCUGCUACGUGAGCCCAACAUUCAGAUAUAUAAAAUGACCGGGCAGAGCAAACUUGUGGACGCAGCCAUCAAAUGCAGCUGCCAUGAGUAUGUGCAUCCAUGGACAGCGAGCUGUUUCUGCGGUGCAUGCGGACUCUUUUUGGCCAGCAUACCCGCCUCCAUGCGUACCUAUAGCAUUGUUUAUCUGCUUGCGCUGGUCAUGAAAAUGCGCAUUCCCAGGCUGUUGGACCUCAAGCACACGAUUAUUGGCAUUUUCAAAUCGACAGCCUUUCUCUCGACGAAUGCCUAUCUUUUCUCGCUGUGUGUGUGUCUCCUGCGUCGCCUAUUGGGCGGCUUCUACUUUAGCUCAGUUGCCUUUUUCCCCACCUUCAUUGCCAGCUAUGCGGCGCUUUGCAUUGAGCGUCCGGCGAGACGUACGCCGCUGGCCUUGUAUGUGGCAAAUGAGGCAACCGAGGCACUUUGGAAUAUGCUGGAAUCACGCGGCCUAGUGCGCUCCAUUCCGAAUGGACAAGUCUUGAUACUGGGCUGUAGCUUGACAGCUCUGCUGUUUAUGUACCGCCUGGGCGUGCACAAGGGCACCAUCAAGGAUGUCACCUUUAAGGCGCUGACAGUUCUCAUGGGCAAGGGGGAAGAGGGUCCAGUUAAAACGCCCGCAGUGACCACCACGCAAAGCCCGUGCCGGCAGCCGCUCAACUUUCGCAGAGUCUCUGCCUAUGUGCAGCUCUACGAUCGUUUGCGCAACGCCAAGCAUCCCAGUUGUCCGCAUCGGCAAGGCUGCGGCACCUACGCACUGCUGGGCGGCCUGAAGCCCUUCGUGGGCGGUGUGGGACUGCAGGUGGGCCUAAAGCUGCUGUUGAACAUAACCAAGAUAGUCAAACUGAAGAUGGACUGGCGCAAACAGAUCUUCAACAAAGGCUCACUGCAGCUGGGCCUGGCCCUGGGCAGUUUCUCUCUGAUAUUUAAGGCAAUUUCUUGUGGGCUGCGCAAUGUUUGUGGUCAUGACAGCGCCAGCUUUGCCAUACCCGCCGGCCUGCUGGGCUCCAUUGGCCUGCUGCAGUUCCCUAACAUCACCAUUUCGUUGUAUAUUAUGUGGAAAACACUGCAAGUGCUCUACAAUUGGGGCACCGCGGAGGGGGUACUGCCCGAAAUAACGCACUUCAAUAUGAUAUUAUACUCAGUCUGCACAGCACUGCUGUUCCACUGCGCCAUACUGGAGGCCAACUCUAUUCGGAGUAGCUACUACAAGUUCCUGCUGACUAUUUCGGGUACCAGAAAUGCGCGUUUCAAUGUACGCCCCUUUGAAGCCUACGGAUUGAAAAGCCAGAAUCAGAUUUUCGACACCAUAAAGAGGCUAAAAAUAGACAUGACGUCACCGUUUCCCACUAUGCCGCUAACCGUUUAAUGGCAGCUCCAAAUAAUAAUCUUAAGUAAACAAAUAUUAAAAUUAAAAUAUAUAUAUAAAUGCUCGAAAAAGCUGCUAUAAUUUGAGAGCUUUAUGCUUUAUGAGAAGGCAUAAAAUGUUU
This is a messenger RNA of Drosophila novamexicana, 1783 nucleotides long. RefSeq names its product transmembrane protein 135-like. NCBI's taxonomy places the organism in Eukaryota, Metazoa, Arthropoda, Insecta, Diptera, Drosophilidae. Bases 295 to 1662 code for a protein of 455 amino acids. The transcript is spliced from 4 exons. The record is from RefSeq and is a predicted model, not a curated record.